GGUGCACAUAUCACACUUUCACACGUUCAACAGUGCACUCCAGAAGUAGACAAACGGGAAAAUAAUUACAGCCGCUCUUCAGCAUGAAGCUGUCAGGAAUCACGCUUUUAGCACUCGCUGUGCUCGUGUCUCUAAUCUGUGUAAUGGAGGUAGAGACAGCUCCAGUAGUGGACAGCUGGGCAACAGGAAUCAUACACCGUGCCAAGCGUUCUUUACUUUGGCGCUGGAACACACUGAAACCAUUUGGUGCCGGAUGUAGAGAUAAUUACGAGUGUGGUACAAAUUACUGCAGGAAAAACAUCUGCACGUUCCAGCUCAAAUAUUCUUCAUCCUAACAAGAAUGAUUUGCACAAAAUUGAAAAGAACAUUCUGGGAAUGGAAAAAUGGACCUUUUUGUACAAUAACAACUCUAAUGAAAGAAAACUGAAGAAAAAAUUGACAAAAUAUUUGAAAUCUAAUUAAAGCACAGAAACAUUA
Messenger RNA from Clarias gariepinus (North African catfish), 477 nucleotides. RefSeq names its product liver-expressed antimicrobial peptide 2. The coding region runs from base 84 to 335 and encodes 83 amino acids. Lineage: Eukaryota; Metazoa; Chordata; Actinopteri; Siluriformes; Clariidae. The record is from RefSeq and is a predicted model, not a curated record. The transcript has 3 exons. Gene Ontology annotation, biological process: antimicrobial humoral immune response mediated by antimicrobial peptide; defense response to bacterium.